This is a messenger RNA of Passer domesticus (house sparrow), 1346 nucleotides long. RefSeq names its product olfactory receptor 4D9-like. Lineage: Eukaryota; Metazoa; Chordata; Aves; Passeriformes; Passeridae. The record is from RefSeq and is a predicted model, not a curated record. Gene Ontology annotation, molecular function: olfactory receptor activity; G protein-coupled receptor activity. Gene Ontology annotation, biological process: G protein-coupled receptor signaling pathway. The coding region runs from base 1 to 711 and encodes 236 amino acids. Gene Ontology annotation, cellular component: plasma membrane. The transcript is spliced from 3 exons.
AUGGAAUCAAAGAACAUGACCACCACUGUGACAGAAUUUGUCCUGUUGGGCCUGACACAGAGCCACAAGCUGCAGUAUUGCCUCUAUGUGAUCUUCUUCCUCAUCUAUGUAAUAACCUGGCUGCUGAACUUCACCAUCAUUGCCACUGUGGCUGUGGAUCACCAGCUCCACACCCCCAUGUGCAAUGUCGUUUUUGCUGCUGGCAAUGACGGUGGAUCGCUGCCAUUCUGUGGCCCCAAUGUACUGGACAAUUUCUACUGUGACGUCCCUCAAGUCAUCAAACUGGCCUGCAGUGACACUCGCAAGGCUGAGCUACAGAUGGUGUUUAAUAGUGGAGUGAUCCUCAUCAGCCUUUUUGUAAUCUUGAUUAUUUCUUACAUUGUCAUCUUGCUGAAGAUAAGGACGUGCAUCACAGAAGGGAAGCGAAAAGCUCUGUCUACCUGUGGAACACAGAUAACUGUUGUGAGUUUAAUAUUCAUCCCCUGCAUCUUCACCUAUGCCCAGCCUUACAAGAAAUACCCAAGGGACAAGGUGGUCUCUGUUGUUUACACUGUGGUCACUCCAAUGCUAAACCCAAUGAUCUACACACUCAGAAACACUGAGAUGAAAAAGGCCAUCAGGAGAACACUGGGGAAAAUAUUUCUGUCAGCAGGAAAACAGAAACCAGAGCGGACAGUAGGUCCAAAGACAUCAAAUCUGGUGCUCCCAUGACAAAACUGUGUUCAUGACUGAUAUUCCUGUACAGAAGAAUGCAGGGUGCCCCCGACUCUGGGAAUGAUUGGUAUCUGACUCUAUUGAUUCAGAAUGCUGAACAAUUGCUUUAUUAAACUCUACUAUAUUACAUUAAUACUAUACUAAACUACAUACUAAAGAAAACUUGUGACUGUCUCCAGAUAGUUAGGACACAGCUUUUUCUAACUGGCUAAGGAAACAAAACAAUCCUCAGCAGAAUUUAAUUGCUAAAUCUUUUCAGGUAAACAAUUUUCUUAACACAUUCCACAUGUGUAAAAACAACAGGAGUAGUAAGUAGAGAUAAGAAUUGUUUUCUCUUUCUCCUCUCUCUGCUUCUCCAGGAAAAAAAACGGGGUGAGAGAAUUAUCCCUCUCUCUGUUCAGAGAAUGUGAAUGCCACAAUUCCUGCUCCUUCAGUAAGUCAGCAACUUUCUAGAUGUGAGAUGGGCACAACAUUCACCUCCCAUCCCUUUAGGAAGGCCAGUCACAUGGAGUGUGCAGCAUGGUGCAAUGUCUAGGGCCCAAUAAAAGUUGUCUGCAAUAGAUCACUGCAAAGACAUGUCCAUGACACACCAAACCCUAAACCAGGACAAACAGCCUGGUACUGACCAUGCA